AUGACUUCAAGGAAGAACAAUAUUGUUGAUGACUCUUUACCACCAGAAGUUGUAAAGAACAUGAUGAAGCAUUGUCCUGAAUUUGGCGAUCUUAAUUAUGAGGAACUCCUUCAACAUCAGGAAAGUGUGUUCCAAUCACUAAAAGGAAUUGAAAUUGAAAGGGGAAGUACAAGUGAAACUAAGAGCAUGUCACAUGAUGAAGAACAUGGAAAUUUUAAUUGGGAAAAGGAUGAAUCUUCUAAGCGGUUAAGUAUCGAUUCACAGCUAGCUCUCGAUGAAGCUUUAGCUAGAUCGUUACAAGAUAUGGAGGAUGGCUUUGCGAAUUUAACCGCAGUUCAUGAACCGCCUUCACAACAUAACAAUUUUCAUCCAGAAGUUCACAACCAUCCUGCUGUGGAACAAGAAGAAGAUGUUGCGAAUCAAGAUAACAUAAGUAUUCGUGAGGAAGUGCAGUCACCUGUUGUUGGCACAGAGAACAUAUCUAAACUACAAACUAUCAUUGACAAGUUUAAUCCCAGUUGGAUCUUCAAGAAAUUAAUGAAGAAAAGCUGA
Impatiens glandulifera is the source of this 552-nucleotide messenger RNA. RefSeq lists its product as uncharacterized. The coding region runs from base 1 to 552 and encodes 183 amino acids. The record is from RefSeq and is a predicted model, not a curated record. The transcript has 4 exons. NCBI's taxonomy places the organism in Eukaryota, Viridiplantae, Streptophyta, Magnoliopsida, Ericales, Balsaminaceae.